This is a messenger RNA of Prionailurus viverrinus (fishing cat), 1306 nucleotides long. RefSeq names its product mitochondrial ribosomal protein L53 (gene MRPL53). The record is from RefSeq and is a predicted model, not a curated record. The transcript is spliced from 3 exons. Gene Ontology annotation, cellular component: mitochondrial large ribosomal subunit. NCBI's taxonomy places the organism in Eukaryota, Metazoa, Chordata, Mammalia, Carnivora, Felidae. Bases 21 to 359 code for a protein of 112 amino acids.
CUUCCGGUGCGGAGGUCACCAUGGCGGCGUCCUUGGCUCGGCUCGGGCUCCGGUCUGUGAAGCAGGUUCGGGUUCAAUUCUGCCCCUUCGAGAAGAAUGUGGAGUCGACAAGGACCUUCCUCCAGGCGGUGAGCAGCGAGAAGGUCCGUUCCACCAAUCUCAACUGCUCGGUGAUUGUGGACGUGAGGCACGACGGCUCCGAGCCCUGCGUGGACGUGCUGUUCGGAGACGGGCAUCGCCUGAUUAUGCGCGGUACACACCUCACCGCCCAGGAAAUGCUCACAGCCUUCGCCUCCCACAUCCAGACUAGGGCUGCGGCGGGGAGCGGGGACAAGCCAGGCGCUGGUACCGGGCGCUGACAGUGCAGAAGAGAUCAACAAGCAGAUUUUAGCUUGGGAUUGUUAGGACACUUACCUAAAAGUUUGAGAGACUUCGUCACUCGAAUCACCAUCUGGAGGGCCAUGGAGCGCCAAAAAGAAAAAAAGAGCGAGCCCUGUGACUACUGAUCCAACCAACGUUUCAGAAACGAGACAUGAUUGGAGAGGGAUCUGCACAAACUUGAAUUUAUUUCAUUUUCUUACCAUCACUCCCUGCUUUACCCUUUUGAAUAUGGCUUUUCCCACCACUCACUCAAGGUACCUCUUGCUCUUAUUAGCCAAAUCCAGUGCUGUUUUUCUCGGUCCUCAUAGUUCCAUCUCAGUAGCAUCUGCCACUUUUAAAAUUAAAUUUUUAAUUUUAAUUAAAUUUAAUUUAAUUUAAAAUUAAAAUUUUAAUUUUAAUGCCACAAACUCCCUUGUGGAAGUUCUCUUCCUCAUGGGUUUUUUUUCUUUUAACCAUAAAAUUGUACUCUCAUCCUUCAUUUUCUUCUGUAUGUCUGAGCAUUUCAUCCUGUCAUAACUUGAACUCUGGGGUUAAAUCCUACAUUUCUGUUUGGCUCUAAUCUCAACGACUGUGCUAUGGUCAGGUUACCUACUACCGAUUUCCUCCAAACCCCACCAAACUCUGUGUCCAAAAUAGAAUUGAUAAUCUUACACAUACAUAUACUUUCCUCUCCCCCUGACUUCUCCAUUCCUUCAUCUGCUUCAUCUUCUCAGCCACCUGGGCUGGAAACCGCAGCAUUAUCUCUGCUUCUGCCCUCUCUCUUUCCCUGCAUAUCCAGUUAGUAAAUUCAAAAUAUUCUUUUUUAAACAAAAGCUUCUGAAAUGUUUUCUCCAUUCCCAUUCACUUUCCUGUAUCAUUGUAUUCUCCCACCCAAUCUCCUUUUUUUCUAUUGUUGUAAACAUAGAUUGAAUGCUGGCACUGUGAA